UGCAGAGGCGGGUAUUUGAAAUUUCAUUUGUACACACUCUGCAAGCCUGAACAUGUCUUGUUUAUAUACACUACGAAACAUGUAAAGCGAAGAUUAGAAUAAAAAGGAAUGGAUUCUGAUGUUUCAUCACCAGUUAAGCCCAUACAGACCCCAAGUAAAGGUCUAAAUAAUAUAGAGAUGAUGUGUAGUCCUAUUGCAUGUGCAAGGUCAAGGACUCCUGGAAGUUCUACUAAAAAAUUAGGUCAUCCUUUGAUGAUGUCCAGCCCAAGUCCAGCACAUAAAUUACCGGGGAGUAGUACUAGAAAUGAAUUAUACCUCAAAAGCGUGCUGAGUCCAUACCACAAAAACUACACACCUCUGUCUGCCACGCCUACAGGGUUCACUCCAAUGUAUAGAACCCCAGGAAGAAAUAUAGGCAGUAGUCCUAUUGUCAAGGAGACACCAGAAACAGCCAAACAACAUCAUUUUGUCACACCUCAAAGACUUGGGCCAAAAAACCCAUUUGAAUUUGAUGUGGAACAUUUAGAAGGCAACAUGUUUAUGAGUCCUGGAGUAUUCUCUUUGCCAGGAUCAACUCCUGCUUCAGAUGAAAAGAAAGCCUUUCGAUGGUCUAUAGAACAUUUGGCUGUCCUUCAUCCUGCAGAUAUUGAUGAAAUGCCCCAUCAACAAGAUCCACAUCAUGGACAUGACAGAGAAACAGAAGAAAAAGCACAGAGAGCAAUAGAUACCUUCUUUAGUAAUAAUCUUGUUGCUCCUUCUCCUGCUACAGGACUUAAAGCAACUCCUAACCCAGGUCAGAGACUAGGAUGUUUGCCUGAAGAGUUACAAGGUUCAAUAAAAAAGCAGUUACCAGGAACAAUUCAAGCAGACAACAAAAAAGAAGCAUCAUGUCAAACUAUGCUGUCAUUGCCAGUGGAUUUUGACAUCAACAAAGUUUUAGGUCAGUUUUUACAGAAUCAGCAGGGGCCAGAUGACAAUCCAGAAAUGUUGAGCACAUCUUCACUAAGAAGAAAACUUUUCUUCCAGGGAGAUAACUCUGGAGUUGCUAUUAGUCCUGUUAAAGGGUUUUUAGGAAAAGAUGAAUCAAGAUUAGCUGGUGGUUGUGCUUCACCAGUCAUUCUGUCUUCUAAAACUCCACAGAAAACAGAGAACCAUGCUACUCCACUAAAGACUCCGUCAAGGAAUCAGUUUUCUUCUAGUCCUAUUAAGAAUGUAAGAGAUUUACAUACACCAUUGUAUAAAAGGACACCAGGUGAAAAUUUUCUGGACAACCUGGACUUCUCACCUAUUGUUCACGGUCAUCUGUCUCGAGUUAGAUCAUCAGGACUAUUUAAUCCACAUAAUGGCAGUUUUGUUGAAGAUGAAUGCUCUCCUAUCAAAGAUGAACAUUUAGCUAGACCACUAGAAAGUCCGGAGAUAUCACCAAUCAAACCAGCAGUAUUACUAAAAACACCGUCCAUCUCUAGCAGUGCUAUUAAACCGUCCUUCCAUAGUCCUGGUGUAUCACCAAUUGCUCUUGCAUCACCUGUUCUGUCUCCACCACAUGAUGGAUCAUUUAUUCAGACUCAUGAAUGUUGCCCUGAGGAUUCUGAUGAGGAUAUGAAAACGCCUUUACCUGCUGAGGUAAAUGAAGAUAAAUUAAAAAAGGCUGAAUCUUGUCGGAAAGUAUCAACACUUGGUCGCCAUAGACAGAGGAAUAUAUUCCCAGAAUUUGACGACACAGCAAUGGACUUUGAACCUGUGCCAAUUCAUAAAAAUUUAAGAUUUGCUGAUGUUGAUGACAUAAAAACAUCAAGUUUACUAGUCAAUCGUGAUAUGUCUUUUGGUGAUAUGGAAUUAACCUCUGAAAAUGCUAUUCAGCCAAAUUCCACUAGUCAGGAUACAGGUUAUCAGACAACUAGCUUACAAAUGACCAGUCAGGACACUGCAAGUGGGUCAGCAUCAAGUUUGACCAAUCAUUUUCCAGUCAAUUCAACUGGUAUUUCAAAUUCUGAUGUUGUUUAUUAUGGGCGACCAUCUACAGUAUUUUCAGAUAUACAACAUACAAAUUUAACAGCUCAAUUUAGCUCCUUGCCAACAAAUUCAUUUUAUUAUGAGGGUGAUAGUGUAUUAGACUGUAAUGAUCACCCUAUGUCUAGUCCAAAGGAAAAUUUAGUUCACCAUAUUUUAGAUAUAACUAAUCCAGAAAAGUUUGGACAUGCGCCUUAUUCAGAAGAAGAGAUUAUAGAUAGAGCAAGGAAAGUUUUACAGCUAGCCAACGAAAUGUAUCCAGAGUCAAAUCAAAGUAACGAAAGAGAGGUACAAGAUAUUUGUGAUAAGACAGGGUUAUCUACCUUGCAUGAGCUAGAAACAAUUGUAUCACCAGAAAAGGGCAUUCAUGUGCCUUUUAAAUCGGCAAGUGAUCAAGCAAUGGAGAUUUUACGUCGAGCUGGAGAAGAUCUGGCCAAAUUUGGACAUUUAUUAUCAUCAAUUAAGGCAUCAGCAGAGAAAAGUAUUCUGAACUUAUGAUAUUUAUUGUAUAAUCCAUCUUAUAUGCCUUUAUCAGUAUUUAUUGUUAGAUCAAAUUUGUCAGGAUUUUGUUUUUAUUUGAAAGAUAAUACAUCAUGUACAUGUAAUUCGUAGGUAUACUGUGGUCAAUUUCUUAAUUUAGCUCUGUUUAGAAAUCCUAUGUGAUAAAUAAAUGAAACUUCACUUACUUACUCAUCUAAGAUAUGAUGAAACAUUUCAUGUAUUUGAGUCACUGUGUCUUUGAAUAAGUUUUGCUUAUAGAUUGAUAUCUCAUGUACACCAUGAUAUAUUAGUUGUAUUUUACCAGCAGUAAAUUCUUCAAAACUGUUCACAACGACCUGCAAGCUUUGGUUGGGUAUUUACGAUUAAAUUCUACCUUAAGCGAUCAUUAUUAAUUAGUUUGCAUUUAUCUUAGGAUUUUGUAGAUUGUUUCACACUUGUACUUCAACUUAUGUUUAGAUUUAAAAAAAUAGAAAAAUGUAGGAAGACAUAUAAACAUGAUAAUAUAGCAAGAGUUGUAUACAAAUUGGUAAUUGCAUAAUAUGAGGACAGUAAAAUUGAGGUCUAUUUUAUCUAUUAUAUACAGAAAUUCAUUCUGUGGCCUUAAAUCUUUUAAUAUCAUUUAUAUGAUAUGAUGGACAGUUUCUAUUGCAAUAUGAUAUGUAACACCAGUUAUGAUUGUUUGACCAGGCUGUCCAUUCCAGGAUUAAAGGUCAGAUUAAUUGGAAACAAUGUUUGGAAAUAGCGGUCACUGUUUCUGUAAUAUUUCAAGUGAUUUAUUUUGAAUAUUUUACAAGUAUUGCAUUAGAAUAAAAAUUAUAGCAAUGUACAGUAAUAUUGUAUUUGAAAAGUUUGCAUCAUCAAUUGGAAUAUGACUUUUGCAAAUAUCUGUCUUACUGGUCCACUAAGCAUUGCCAGGAAAACUAUAUUUGCCAACAUCAAAUCCCCAGUUGACAGUGGCAACUCUUUUAAUACAGUACCCCUUUAUAUGUAUGAGUUUCAUGACUGUAAUCAAAAACUUACAACUUUGUAGCUUUUAGAUAUUUAAUACUUGAUUGCUGCUGUCAUAUUUUUUCAGUGUCAGUCAGGGGUACUACUUGUACAAGUUAUUUUUAUCUGAUUGAAGAAGUAAAUAAUAAUAUACUUAUAUUUAAGUGAAUUUGUUAUAUUCAUAUUUUUUUGUAAUGUUUGAAUAAUCUCCCCUUAAUUUUCUCAAAACAUUUACUUGUAUAAGUAAUUUUUUUUAACAAUCCCUAAAAUUCUCAAAUUUUGGGAUGUAAAAACAUGCCCUAAACAAUUUUUCUCUGGUUAGCUCACAAUUUUUUAUUUGAGUCCAACGUUUCAUCUCAUUAAUUCAACAAAGAAACUAUUUGCACAAAGAUCUUAAGUAAUUGCGCAAGGCCUUCAAAAAUUGCCCCUUGGAGGCUUGAAAAUCAGUAGUGUUUUGAAGAUAACAGACAAAUGAGAUUUUCAUGGUCCAUGAAAUUACAAUUAAAUGAUUAGUAAAGACAUCUGCAAAGGGACAACUUAAAAUUCUGUUAGAGAAAAGAAGUCCUGAGAAAUUCAAGAAAAGAAGAUAGUAUGACUUUUUUACUUGUAUAAGUAAAAAAAUCUGAAUGUCUAAGGGACAUAACUAAUCCAUUAAAAUAAUUUACCUAUACAAGUAAAUAAAAUACACUUGUAUAUGUAUCUUACAAAUUUACUUAUAUAAGUAUAUUACUAUUUACCUUCUUCAAGUAAAUAGAAAUAACUUGUACAAGUAGUACCCCCGACUGAGUGUAUCUUUAGUAUAUGUAGAAAAUUUUCCACAGUGCAUUUAAAUUUAUAGGAAUUUCAACAAUUAUAAAAUCUCUAGUCUAGUGUUUAAAAAAAUUUAUAAAGGAUUUUUUUAAGUGCAUGUUUGAUUAAUUGCAUGAACAAGUUCUUUCUGAUAAAGGAGUAGGCUUGAUAGGAAGAUAUUUUAUUUAAUUUUCACUGAACUCCUCACUUUAAACAUGUUAAAUAUAAAAUUUUGGUUUAUUUCUUGAUUAAAGUUGACAUAAUACUAUAAGAAAAAAAGAAGAUACUUCAUGAAUCAUGACGUCAGAAUAGAAUUAAUUAACGGUUUCAGAAUCUGAUGCAUUCUGGGUUAAUAUUUUCAAAAGCAUAUAAAAGUUUUGAUUGGCUAACAACCUCGUAAAUAAAGAAAUUCAACCAAUGGUUUAAAGAAUGUUCAAUUUGGGGGUAUGAACAAUUGGAUUACCCAUAGUUCUUUGGAUUCAGAAAUGGUGACUGUUAUAGUUAUUAUCUUUUAACCAUGUUCUUCAAAAAACUUUCCUUUUUUUACUAAAAAAUAUGAAGAGCAUAAAUGAAAUAAUUUAAAAAAUAUAUUUAAGAAAAUAUUUCUCUCUCUUAAAAAUAUUUGAAUAGUUUUUACAUGAGCUGAAAGUUUUUUUAAUCACAAAUAUAUUUAAAAACUAAGCUAUUUUACCAUUGUAAGAAAGAAUAUUCAAUAUUUUGUUACCUAUUUCCAUUGUAAAAUCUGAUAAAAUACUCAUCUGAUGUGAAAAACCUUAAAGGCAUAAUUAUGGAAUUUUUUAAGGCAACAUUCAGUUUGACUGUGUACACUUGACAUGCUUAAUUUUAGAAGCACCUAUUCCUUAUACAAACUUUGUUAUGAAAUAGUACAUUGUAAUAUAAGGAAUAAAAAGAAUCAUAUGUUUUUCCUUCACCACAUUAUUUAGUUAGCUCAAUUAUUUGUUAAUUCCAAAUAAAAUCAAUCGCUCACCCUUUUUGUUUUUUGCCUACUAUCAAUGACUAUUCUUUCUAACUAACUAUCAGUUUUUUUAAGGAGAAGGUUUAAUAUUGCCAUCUUGUUUGUCCGCAUCAUUUAUUAAACAUUCAAAUUUGGAAAGAGAUUUUUAUUUGAAAAAAGAAAAUUAUCAGUAGCUCUUAGCAUUCCUUUUCCCUUUUUCAUUCACAUAGUAGACCGAUUUUUUGUAUUUUUCAUUAAUAACAUAGAAUCCUGCUUAUAUUUUUUAGUUGAC
Messenger RNA from Mytilus californianus (California mussel), 5534 nucleotides. RefSeq names its product protein aurora borealis-like. Gene Ontology annotation, molecular function: protein kinase binding. The record is from RefSeq and is a predicted model, not a curated record. The coding region runs from base 109 to 2508 and encodes 799 amino acids. Lineage: Eukaryota; Metazoa; Mollusca; Bivalvia; Mytilida; Mytilidae. Gene Ontology annotation, biological process: regulation of mitotic spindle organization; activation of protein kinase activity; regulation of mitotic nuclear division. Gene Ontology annotation, cellular component: nucleus; cytoplasm. The transcript is spliced from 13 exons.